UGGUCAUGUUCAUCGUGCCCCAAGAGCUUCACUCGCAAGGGCGAUCUUACUCGCCACCAGCUGCUGCAUACCGGAAUCAAGCCACACAUGUGCGACACAUGCAAAAAAGGGUUUGCCCAGUAUUCAGGUCUCAAGACCCACCUCAAUACACACACCAAGGCCAAGCCUUACGUGUGUGGUAUUGGCACUUGUAUGAAAGCGUUCAGUGAUCCCUCGUCUUGUACUCGCCAUCGAAAGGAAACUCACAGACGCGAGGGCGCGUACAAGUGCACUGUACCAGAAUGUGGUACAAGAAUCAAACGGCGAUCUGCUUUUGUCGCACACAUGAAGAAGCAU
Messenger RNA from Suillus subaureus, 336 nucleotides. RefSeq lists its product as uncharacterized. The annotation marks the transcript as partial. Gene Ontology annotation, cellular component: nucleus. Gene Ontology annotation, molecular function: DNA-binding transcription factor activity, RNA polymerase II-specific; RNA polymerase II cis-regulatory region sequence-specific DNA binding. Gene Ontology annotation, biological process: regulation of transcription by RNA polymerase II. The record is from RefSeq and is a predicted model, not a curated record. Lineage: Eukaryota; Fungi; Basidiomycota; Agaricomycetes; Boletales; Suillaceae. The transcript is spliced from 4 exons.